Messenger RNA from Melozone crissalis (California towhee), 639 nucleotides. Its product is annotated as CMRF-35-like molecule 4. Lineage: Eukaryota; Metazoa; Chordata; Aves; Passeriformes; Passerellidae. Gene Ontology annotation, molecular function: transmembrane signaling receptor activity. The transcript is spliced from 3 exons. Bases 1 to 639 code for a protein of 212 amino acids. Gene Ontology annotation, cellular component: plasma membrane. The record is from RefSeq and is a predicted model, not a curated record.
AUGCAGCUCCUGCCUCUGCUCGCCUGGGCGCUGCUGCCAGGCUGCGGGGCAGUGACGGGGCCCCAAACCGUGCGGGGCUCCCUGGGGGAUUCCCUCUCGGUCACCUGCAAGUACCGGCCUGGCUGGGAGAAGUUGCCCAAAUUCUGGUGCACACCAAGUACCGGGAUUUUUUAUACCUGUGCUGAGGACAUCGUCAUCACCUCGGAGUCGCAGCCCGAGGUGGUGCGGGGCCGCUUCUCCAUCCGGGACAACCUCACACACCGGGCAUUCACGGUGACCAUGGAUGAUCUGUCCGAGGAGGACGCGGGCACCUUCCGCUGUGGGGUGCGAACGGGAACAUUUUCGCGUGACGAGAGCGCUGAUGUGAAGGUGGUUCCCCCAAUAUCAACAGUGACCCCCACGUCGCGGGACUGGGAACAGAAUGCGGGAGGAGGUUUCACCCGGACAGGAGCACGGGGCCCGUCUGGAACCAGCUCCAUCCAUCCUUCCCCCGCGUCUGCAGCCCCGACGCUCUCCCCGGACGCUCCUCAGGAGACCCGCGGCUCUUUCCGCUAUUUCCCAGCGCUGGCCGGGCUGCAGCUGCUGGCGCUGCUGGCCAUGAGCGCGGCCGUGCUCUGGGUCAGCGUGCGGGGCCGCUGA